Molecule: messenger RNA, 2894 nt
Organism: Pelagomonas calceolata
Lineage: Eukaryota; Pelagophyceae; Pelagomonadales; Pelagomonadaceae
Source: the annotation of a GenBank genome assembly
GGUCUGACUAGGAUCUGCUUGUGGUAUGCAAACACCAGCGGAUGGAGUGAUCCUGCGCUGCAACUGGGCUUGCUGUGCAAGAAUAUGAGUGCUGCUGCAGCGACUGCACUGGCAAGGCGUCUAACACAGCUAUAGCAGCGCCCAGCACAAGAUCAAGUCGAGGCAAUCAGCAAUACCCGCUCGCACUCACGGUCUGUUUACGUCACCGAUCACUCCUGCGCUGCGCCCCGGAACCGUCCAGAAGACGCAGGCGUGUAGCUUGGCUGCGGCGCGAGGCCCCCAACACAAGACAGGGAGCAGCACAGAGCAUACGCGAGGGGCGAGGACUGGCAGCUUUCGUGGAGAAGUCCUUGCAGCACUAUCAGCGCAGCGCUUCCAGGCCACAGCGCUUCGCGCCGCAGAUCGAGAAGCAUAGAAACAGGCUCUGAGCUCUCUCUGUCCACCCAUCACAAGGAGCCCUGCAGCGAGGCCGCAAGCGCGUUACGCCAUCGACACGCCUAGCGCGAGCAGCGCUCCAAGAAACCAUGGCAUCCUUCGAGCCCCCAACCCCGAAGAAAGCCGUCGACGCGCGGACCGCCGCGUCCAUGCUCGACUCUCUGAAUCUCUCCACCCCAGCGGUGCUACGAGACAAAACCCAAGCGGAGCUGGCCACGCAAAACCUGUCAGGCUACGAAGCCAUGCGACGGAUCCGAGAUGACGCCGCCCAAUUCCGGCGGGACUACCAGAACUGGCGCAAGGGCGCGAACAAGGGCGCGAAAGGUGCCCGAGGCAUUACCACCCAGACCGAGGGUACGGUAAAAAUCGCCCACAACCCCCUGACCGAGUUGACCGCUUCUCAAAAAUCCUAUCCUCUGCAGCGACGUAAUUUAGCGAAGAUCGCGGCUCUAGGAAAGCUCAAAGUGCCUUCGACGCCGGAACCCCCGAAGCCGACGGCGUUCCUAGCUCAUUUAGGUGUUGGGGGGUUUCAUCGCAGUCAUCAAGCCUACGUGACGGACGUACUCUUGGAGCGAGCCACAUCUAGAAGUGUACCGGACGGGUAUGAUAACGCUAGGCGUGUCUCGUACAAACAAUUACCUGGGAGUGGUGGCGACCUGAACGAGAUCGCGGACGUCUGGGGCAUUCUAGGUGUGGGCCUGAUGCCGUCCUUACCACAGCGUCCUUAUUCUCUUCGCGCGUCGAUGACGACCCCAUUGGUAUUUCCUGACGUGUGAUGAACACACAUAUUACGAGUAGUCCGAGACCCUACACUCGAUGACGCCGUCGUCUCAACUCAAUUCACAUAUCACAUACAUCACACAGGUGGGACAAGAAGAUGUACGACACCCUGAAGAGGCAGGACUACCUGUAUACACUACUCACGCGAGGCAACGACGGGUCCGAAGCGCGAGUCGUGCAGUCCAUCGUCGGGUUCUUGCACGUGCCGGAAGCCCCGGAAGCAGCCUUGCAACGAUUGGAGAAGGAGGACAUCCGUAUACUAUCACUGACGGUCACGGAAAAGGGAUACUACCGGACACCGGACGGCGGCCUGGACAUAAAUAACGCGUUAGUGAAGGAAGACCUGAAUGACUGGUCCAAUGGUCUGAAACAACCCAAGACGGCACCCGGUCUCAUAUGUACGGUACUCCUACGAAGGAGGGGCAAGGCGGGACCACUCACGGUCAUGUCCUGUGACAACCUGCCCCUGAACGGCAACACGGCCCGCGACAGUGUCCUAGCCUUCGCUAGAUUGGUGGAUCAGGACCUCGCGACGUACAUCGCGCAAGAAGUGCCGUUCCCGAACGCCAUGGUCGACCGCAUCACACCAGUGACAAAACCCGAGCAAAUUGACAUCCUGAAGCAGGAGUACGGCGUCGAGGACGGCUGGCCCGUUGUUGCUGAACCUUUUUUACAAUGGGUGGUAGAGGACAAGUUCGUGAAGGGGCGGCCCGCGUGGGAGAAGGCUUGUUCGGGGCCGAACGAGUCCGUACUAUUCGUGGACGACGUCGAGCCUUAUGAACUCAUGAAAUUGAGAUUGCUCAAUAGUAGUCAUAGUGCGAUGGCCUAUGUAUCGCUACUCGCGUGUCAUAAGUUUGUUGAUGAAGCCCUGACGGAUAUCGACGUCUUGACUUUCUUGAGAGCCUACAUGAACGAAGUCGUGACGACCUUGGUGCCCGUGGCUGGGGUCAAUUUCAUCGAGUACCGCGCGAAACUCGUGGAACGGUUCUCGAACCCGUACAUAAAAGAUACUUUAGCAAGGUUAGCGCUAGACGGUUCUCAAAAAUUCGAGGCGACGCUGGGAAGAGCAUUAGUCGAGCACUUCAAGGGCUGCGCGGCGUGCAACUUCGACGUGCUCGCAUUGGCCUUCGCGGCGUUCCUGCGGUGCUGCGCGACGUCUACUUUUGAUGGGAUUGCACCUUCUCCCGACAUAACUAUCGACGAUCCCAAGAAAAGCUUGUUGGAACCCUUAGCUACGGACGCUUUAAGGUGCUGCGUCCAAGAGCACGAAUCGGGGGACGCGCUGGACGUCGAAGCGGAAGACGCCUGGCGCGCCAAGGGCGAACAAGCGACGUCGUCGUUCCUAUCCUGCGUCUUCGGCAAGGGCGUCGAGGACUUCUCGGAGCUGUCGGCCCUGGUCUACAAGCACUUCACGUCACUCGUGUUUCGGGGUAUGAGGGACUGCCUGGCCUCGUACCGGCAAGAACAAUUACUGCGGAUCAAGGCCGAGAUCGCGGCGACCUACGAGGUGCUGCGCACGCUACAGCGCCAGGAGAUCCUGCUGACGCCGCCGGAAGAGGCGGAGGCGACGACGAUCGAGGUGACGUCCUAGUGUAAAUACAUAUACUAUAGUACGUCGGGCGGGGAAUAGUCGUCUGGUGUUUUGAUUCGCGUGGAGCAAGUCGGCAGCUCCACCGUUC